Chinchilla lanigera (long-tailed chinchilla) is the source of this 1557-nucleotide messenger RNA. It is a transcript of the gene Npl, whose product is annotated as N-acetylneuraminate pyruvate lyase (dihydrodipicolinate synthase). The record is from RefSeq and is a predicted model, not a curated record. Gene Ontology annotation, molecular function: N-acetylneuraminate lyase activity; 4-hydroxy-tetrahydrodipicolinate synthase activity. Gene Ontology annotation, biological process: carbohydrate metabolic process; N-acetylneuraminate catabolic process. Lineage: Eukaryota; Metazoa; Chordata; Mammalia; Rodentia; Chinchillidae.
CUUUCGCUGGGCGAGCCGCGGAGCGAGCGUCGGCGACGGCCUCCGGCCGGGGAGAGUGCCGCGCACCCGCCUUCCUACGACCGCGCAGCCGAGGGGCGAGGAAGGGAGUGCAGCGACUAAAUCUCAUCGCCUGGCCCCUUCGUUUGACUAGGAUUUGGUUUGGCUCAAUGGCAACCCCGAAGAAGAAACUGCAAGGCCUUGUUGCUGCAACCCUCACGCCAAUGACUGAGAAUGGAGAAAUCAACUUUUCAAUAAUUGGUCAGUAUGUGGAUUAUCUUGUGAAAGAACAGGGAGUGAAGAACGUUUUUGUGAAUGGCACUACAGGAGAAGGCCUGUCCCUGAGCAUCUCUGAACGUCGCCAGGUCGCAGAGGAAUGGGUGACACAAGGGAGGAACAAGUUGGACCAGGUGGUGAUUCAUGUAGGGGCACUGAGCCUGAAGGAGUCCCAAGAACUGGCCCAACACGCAGCAGAAAUAGGAGCUGAUGGCAUUGCUAUCAUUGCACCUUUCUUUUUCAAGCCAUGGAACAAAGAUGUCCUGAUUAAUUUUCUAAAGGAAGUGGCGGUGGCUGCCCCUUCAUUGCCAUUUUAUUACUAUCACAUUCCUGCCUUGACGGGGGUAAAGAUUCGUGCUGAGGAGUUGUUGGAUGGGAUUCAGGAUAAGAUCCCUUCCUUCCAAGGUCUGAAAUUCAGUGACACCGACCUCCUAGACUUCGGGCAGUGUGUUGAUCAGAAUCACCAGCGACAGUUCUCUUUCCUCUUUGGGGUGGACGAGCAGCUGCUCAGUGGCCUGGUGAUGGGAGCAACUGGAGCGGUGGGCAGCACUUACAACUACCUGGGAAAAAAGACGAACCAGAUAUUGGAGGCCUUUGAACGGAAGGACUUCUCUUCAGCCCUGAAGUAUCAGUUUUGUAUCCAGCGAUUUAUCAACUUUGUGGUCAAACUAGGUUUUGGAGUGGCACAGACCAAAGCCAUCAUGACGCUGGUGUCUGGGAUUCCGAUGGGCCCACCCCGGCUCCCCCUGCAGAAAGCUACCAGAGAGUUUACCGACCGUGCAGCAGCCAAGCUCAAGAGCCUGGAUUUCCUCCCCUUUGCUGAAUUAAGGGAUGGAAACUUGGAAGCCUGUAGCUAGGGCCUCUCUAUAAACCAGCCUGUGUACACUGAAAACUAACCUACCUUGAAUAACACAUUCUUUCCUCAGGGACUUUUCAAAUGAACUUGAACUAAACUUUCUCUUGGCAAAUGAAAUCUCACAUUAAUCAACAAGUAUUUAAGUAUCUAACUGUAAGCCUAAAAUGUCUUAUUUUGUGAAGAGGCAAAAACUCAGAAAGGAGUCAUGGACCCUAAGCUUUCAUUUCACAGAUUUUUUACAGGGAAAUUUCUGUUUAUAUGGAUGAAAUGGAAUCAAGGGAAAAAUUAUAAUUAAUUAUUUCCAUAUGCCUUUGAGAAUGUUUGUUAUCUUGAUUUCUGGUUAUUAACCUUAUUUUAAGGUUUUCUAACUUUUAAACCACUAUAAUGUACUGUCAUUUUAAUAAAUACUCAUUUGGAAUCCAGGAAAA